AUGGAAUCGACGUCUUCUGAUAAGAAUGUCCACUCCGUAAAAUCAGAUCCGAAAUUUGUCAGUGACGGGUCGGCGAUCACCAGUCAUGGUGUUCUUUCAAGUUCGUCCACCUUAGUGGAUACCAGGUCGCUCAUUUCAGGUUCUAGGCCAGCCAACGUGCCGUUGGUGGUAUCUGGUCAGGGCUCGAACCCUGCUCUGGCCUCGAAUGGACAGCCUCAGGCAAUAAUCCUGAAUCACUUUGGUCAGCCCUUAGGAAUUGGAUCUCAGCAGACCGUUUUCGCGGUUCCGUUCACGCCAACUUCACAGCCGCCUUCGAGUGAAUCCAUCGGUGGUGCCAGUGGUGCUGGCAGUUCCAAGCCGCUUGCGCAGCAACCGCCGUCAACACCAAUCCACCAGCCACCGUUGGUCAUGGCCUACCGGGCACCGUCCGUCCAGCAUCCGGUCGCAUCGCAGUUGUCAAACUUCAAUGUCUCGAACACCACCCAUCAGCUGCCGUUGUUUCCGAACGUAGGCUCGAACGCGACCUCCGCUUUAGCGGCUGUGUCCGCGUUCAAUGCACCAAUCUUACUGCCCACCGGUCAGAUGGUCUUUCGAACUCCUCACGGUCAGUUGAUCGGAUUUCAGGUGCCCGCGCUUAACAGGAACGGGAUCUGCACAGACCCUUCUACCGCAGCUGCCGCCGGUGUAACGGCUAGCCAUUUCUCGGCGAAAUUCCCCCUUCCAAAGACGUAUUCAAAUUCCGUUCCGCUAGCCAGUCAUUCAGCACAGCAUUCGACGACCUUGAACCAUGGCGUUUCUAAACAUUCUGUGUCUUCUGGCAAAUCUCACGCCCACGCGGAUCCUCGGGACACAGCAGAGGCAAAAGCCGUCGCUGCGGCCAUCGUUGCAGCUACCGCAGCGAAAGCCGCUACUAUAAGCAGCACGAAGGUGUCAUCGACCAAAGAUGUGAAAUCAGACAGUGCAGCUCCCGAGAAGACAGUCGACAAGAUGUCGAAGCAGCGUAGCUGCGACGCGAGCAGUGUCGUUCCAGAAGCCGUCUUAAAUGGCACCAUGGGCGUAGAGACGACGGAACUAGAAAAACGUACUCAACCUCAGCCGUCACGGCCAGUGACUCCUCCACGAGGUUCCCCUCUAAGCCCGUUUCUUUCUCCAAAGGAACUGAUCGACGAAGGUUCACAGAAGUUCACCGUUACGGUCGACAGUGAUAUUCACGCAAUGUUUCUACAGCAGCUGGAGGAGUACGCCAAAUCCGCCAAACCUCAGGUGCAGGAGGUUCAGAUGUGGUUGUCGUCCUUGGGGCCAGGCGUUGCCCAGUACUGCAACACAUUUCAGCAGCAGGAAAUAGAUGGUCAAGCUUUAUUGUUGUUGCAUGAAGAUCACUUGGUAAGGACAAUGGGAUUGAAGCUAGGGCCAGCGGUCAAAGUCUGUGCCGCUCUGAAAAUUUUGCGUGGAUAA
Molecule: messenger RNA, 1455 nt
Organism: Soboliphyme baturini
Lineage: Eukaryota; Metazoa; Nematoda; Enoplea; Dioctophymatida; Soboliphymatidae
Source: the annotation of a GenBank genome assembly